Vanessa tameamea is the source of this 1801-nucleotide messenger RNA. Its product is annotated as transmembrane protein 170A. The coding region runs from base 283 to 681 and encodes 132 amino acids. The transcript has a single exon. The record is from RefSeq and is a predicted model, not a curated record. Lineage: Eukaryota; Metazoa; Arthropoda; Insecta; Lepidoptera; Nymphalidae.
AAUAAAAAAAUGUCAGAAGAAUGAAUAAAAUCGAAAAUUAAUCUCUGUCAUAAAUAUAAUAGUUUACUUAAGAUUUUUUUGUAAAUUCGAAUUGCUAGUGCAUAUAUAAGAUACGUUACAUUAUUUUGGCACUAAUCAAUAUGACUAAGUAUUAGUUAAUCAACGAAAGUGAAGGUGUUUGAAAUCACACCAAACGAUAAGUUUUGGUUCUUUUUGUUUCAUUAAGACGUUUGUGAUUUUAACUGCCCCGAUGCCUGAAAGCAUAAAACUUUUUGGGACAACAUGUAUGACAUGUUGUCGGAAUUCCGAGUAUCAGAGUUUGAUUCAUUUGUGGAUAUAUUAAGGUUGACUCCAGGGGAUCCGUUAGAUACUUUUGGUGAAAUGUGGUAUCCCGUGUUUUUGUGGUCAUUGUGCUCGUCUGCCUUUGUUCAUACUUGUGCAGCACUUGUAGCUUUUGGAACUCUAAGAAAGCACAAAUAUGGGAAGUUUUUUCCUGUGUUGUUAAUAGUGAUGGGUGUGGUGAGUCCAGUUACAUCAGGUGUAGCUACUAGCGCUGCUAUCGCGUUUAUUUACCGAGCCGCCAAUUUAGCCAUGCCACCCAUACAUGCUAUGAUAUGGGGUAUAGGACAGACUAUACUGGGAGCUGGUAUUGGAUUUACAAGAAUUUUAGCUACCUUGUAAUAGUCAAAAACUAUAUCACUACAUUUUAUACAAUAAAGUUCAACAAUAAUUUGAACAAGUAAGUUCAAAGCUAUAGCUAUGUCAAUUAUAAUAGUGUAUGGUAAGGUGAAAAUAUCUUAAGAAAUGGUGCUGAAUUUCACAUAGUUUCUUAAUAUGUUUGCAUCAUAAAUAUAAAAAUACUCAUUAGUGUACACUUUGUGCUCGCUAUUAGUAGUGAUAUUUCUUUUCAUUCUUUGAGGAUUUUUUAUUUGCAUACUGUAGAUAUUAAUCACCCUUAUUGUAAAGGACUUUGUAAAGAUUGUAAACCAUCCAUGUUUUGUAGUGUAUAAAUCUUAUAGUAUAAUGAAAAUUAUGGCAAGCAAACAUUUGAUACAACUAUUUACGUAGAUUUCUGUUUGAAUAUCACUUUGUAAAUACUUAAUUAUUUAAAAACUUGACUGAAAAUUGACAAAGUGCUUUUGAUAACGUUCAUAGAUAUAAUCGUAAUAUGCAUUCCAUAACAAUUAAAAAAAUGUCUAAAUUAUUACUCAUAAUUAAAUGCUUAUGACAAUGUAAAUUUCGACUUAAAAAACCUUCAUCAAAAAAUAAACAACCAAUAAUUAUGUAGUAACAGUUGGAAAAGAAAACAUAAAGAUUGUUAAUUUGAGUUAAAUGUUGUCAGUAAUUAGUGUUAGAAAGUCCCCACCGAUAUUGUUUGAAAAAAAAGGCACAUUUUUUGUGAUAGUAAAUUAUUAUAGCUUUAAAAAUAGUGCAAUGAUUUUUUCAAAAUGUAUUCAUAUUUGUAAAUAUUAGUCAAAAUUAUUACAAUUGGCAAAAACAUCUUUUUGUAUAUUUCUGGUGUAUUUUAUUUAAAUGAUGAUCAUGUUCUUUUUUUAUUUUAUAUUGUACUUAUCAAGAAUAAUAAGUAUAAGAUACCUAUUAAUUGGGCACUUCCAUGUCCAAGAUUUAUUUUCAUUUGUAAUAAUAAUGUAAUACAGUUCAUAAUUCAAUUCAUUUUAAUCACUUGGCUGGAUACUUAGUCAUAUAUUUUGUUCCCAUAAUUUUACAAGUCAACAAAUAACUUGGUUUGAUGUGAUUCAUAAUAAAAAAAAAACAAAUAAAGUGUACAUUCAUAAAAAAA